UGAGUGACUGAGAGUCUGCCACCAUCACUGCGCUCACACGACGACCGAACCAGACGUGAUUCCUACUGAACCGGCGUAUUUUCCUUUUUUUCACUGCAUCUGUUCGUCUCCAGACCGAGAGCUGAUCUGUUCCCUUCUGUGCCAUGGCCACAGGAGAAGGAGAUGAAGAAUACUCCAACACCAGUUUGUUGAAUAAGCCGCUCGACUCGGACGGCAUCAAGCUCGCUAGGAAGCAUGAUGACGGGAACAAGUUGUCAAUCUGCAACAAGUUGUGCUAUGCCGUCGGUGGCGCACCCUACCAGAUCACUGGAUGUGCCCUGGGCUUCUUUCUGCAGAUUUAUCUUCUGGAUGUUGCUCAGCUGGAUCCCUUCUAUGCCUCCAUCAUUUUGUUUGGUGGCCGAGCAUGGGAUGCAGUGACGGACCCCACAGUGGGAUUCCUGGUCUCCCGGAGCCCAUGGACACGUUUCGGGCGCAUGUUGCCCUGGAUCCUCCUCUCGACCCCACUGGCUGUGGUCGCUUACUUUCUUAUUUGGUACGUUCCUCCCUUCGAGGACAGCAAAGUCAUCUGGUACCUUUUCUUCUACUGCCUCUUCCAGACCCUUCAAACUUGCUUCCAUGUGCCAUACUCUGCCCUCACCAUGUUCAUCACCUCGGAUCAGAAGGAGAGAGACUCUGCCACUGCCUACAGGAUGACGGUGGAGGUCCUGGGCACCGUGGUCGGCACAGCCAUCCAGGGCCAGAUAGUGGGCAUGGCCAACGCGCCCUGCCUCCCGGGACCCGCCGAAAUCGCUGCUGCACUGAACAACUCCAGCCUGUCUGUUGCACUCAAUGACUCUGGGCCUGUCAUUUCCCUGGAGGACACGAGGGCGGCCUACAUGAUCGCCUCGGGUGUCAUCUGCGCCAUCUACGUCCUCUGCGCUCUCGUUGUGUUCUUCGGUGUGAGAGAGAAAAAAGAUUCUUGUCGUCCCAGGUCGGAGCCUGUGUCUUUCUUCCAGGGAAUUAAGCUGGUGAUGGGACACGGGCCGUACGUCAAGCUGGUCAUGGUCUUCCUCUUCACCUCACUGGGUUUCAUGCUCCUGGAAGGAAACUUUGCUCUGUUCUGCAGCUCCACCCUUGGCUUCAGAAACGACUUUCAGAAUAUUUUACUUGUCAUCAUGCUUUCCGCUACUCUGGCCAUCCCCUUCUGGCAGUGGUUCCUCACUCGCUUUGGGAAAAAGACGGCGGUUUAUACUGGCUCCUUGUCUGUGGUUCCCUUCAUGAUCCUGGUGGUGUGUCUGAAGAGCAACCUGAUCGUCACCUACAUCGUCUCCUUCGCUGCCGGGGUCGGAGUGGCCGCAGCCUUCCUGCUGCCCUGGUCCAUGUUGCCCGACGUUGUUGAUGAUUUCCAAGUGCAGAACCCGAACUCCAGCGGCCACGAAGCUCUCUUUUACUCCUUCUAUGUCUUCUUCACCAAGUUUGCCUCGGGAGUCUCCCUGGGCAUUUCCACUCUCAGUUUAGAUUUUGCAGGCUACAUCAGCAGAGGCUGCUCUCAACCAGAGGAAGUGCACAUAACCUUGAAGGUGCUGGUUUCCGGCGCGCCCGUCGCUCUCAUCUUAGUUGGCUUGGUCAUUUUGUACUUUUAUCCAAUCGAUGAGGAGAAAAGGCAGGGCAACCGCAAACUGCUCCAGGAACUGAGGGACAACGAGACAGAUUCAGAGACAGAUUCGACAGAGCUGGCCAUCAUCACGUAGGACGACCCCGUGGACCAAUCGGGUGAUCGACCUGGCACUUUGCACUGGACAGGACCUCGGACCUGUCGGCCUUCUCGCAUCACAGAGACACCGCUCUGUCUAAUCACACCGCUGCUGUUGCACCCCCCAGAAACUUGUGUGCGUUUCUCAAAAGAAUCACUUCAGCCACGCUGCGGUCUCUUUAAACAACAAACACACCUGCCACAUCUGGGACUGUUUUCGUGCCAUGAAAUUCAUUUCCUCUUUUAUUCAGUCGGAUCUCAUGAAGCCUUAGGUUUUGUACAACUUCUGAGUAUUGGACUUUUUCCCGUUAAAACUGCACGAAACCAUGUAAUGUGUUGGGAUCAUCAUUUUGUCAGUGUUGCCAUUACUGGUGCUACUCGCUGGAACUGAGCAUAUUCAAUCCUCUUGCAUACAACCAACAAUAAUGGCCUUGAGCGCUGAGCAACAAACAACUUUAUCGUUCAGAGACGAAACCGUCGGAGGAAACUUGAACAAAGCGAUAACGCCUUAAUUUCUGAUCUGUUUUGGGUUUUUAACAUUCAAAAUGGAGACUUGUGUGAGUCACUUGCUCCUGAGUCAUUGACCUGACUUGCUGUGUAUUGUGAGCAUUUUGGAAUGUGUUUUGUAAUAUGACAGUUUCUCCUGAUCGUCAGUCAGUUUCCAUCUCACUCCUGUCGCACUGUUGUUUCUUUUAAACUUCUAUUUUUCUUAAAGAAGCCGUAAUAAUGUGAUGUUGGAACCAAUGGGCAGACAGUAACCGCUGUGGUCUCAUUGUUGUUCCCAACCAUUAAGCUGAAGCCACUACAUAAGAAAGAGUUAGUUUGCACACGUAACUGCAUUGAUUAUCCGGCAAUUGAAUUAUUAACAGCUACUGAAGACAGGAAAAGCUUUUUUUCUCCAAAUGCUUUCACUUCCUUAAUAUGGAGCAAAACAAAUGGUGACUGCAGCCUGUACUACUUUAGAGAUAUCAUUAUUUAAAUAUUUAUUAAUUUGGAUUCUACGGUCGUUGAAUGUAUGUUUGCUGGAAAGUCAUGCCUUCUGCAGUAUUUAAAUCUACUUAAAGCCUAUACGGUUUGUUUUCCAACUGAAUAAAAAAAAGAGGUGGGAGUCAAAAUAAUUAAAAAAAAACAUUCACCCCAUUGCUUCUGCUCCAUAUGCGUUUGAAAAGGGAAGCGUAUAAUUGUGAGGGAAAAAAGCGGAUGGGGAGGUGUGGAAGUGGACUUGUUGUAGCCUCCGUUGUUUGUUUUUUGUUUGACUCUUUAUUUUUCGUGUGUUUAUAUUUUACAUGUUUGAUGCAACAACCUGGGAUCUUUGUGAACGUCACAAUCCCGGUGAUAUUUAUGUUUGUUGAUAUGACAAUGUGUUCUCAUAUGUUAUACAUACUGUUACAUCUUCCACAUGUUUCUGACAACUGAGUUGUCGAUGUGAAAAUGUUUGUCUAUCAAUUACUUUUUACAAGUUUUUUUUUUCCUCACCAGGUGGUCCUUAUAUCUGUAUUAAUGGAUACUGUAUGUGCCAACACAGUGCCAUGCUCAACCCUAAACCCUGUUUCAACUGUAAAUCCUGUAAAUCUCAUCCUGUUUUUUUCAUGUUUCUUGUCUUUUACGGCUCCGUCUGUGAACUUCCCUCAUAACUCUUGGGGUUGUAGCCAAAUGUGUGAGCUUUAAUCCCACUGGGACACACAGAAGCCUUGUGGACGUGCCUCCUGUGCAUAUGUAGAUAUUGUAUGUAAACCUGUAAAUAUCUUUGAUAUACGUGGUUGCAAGUGAAAUUAACGUUGUAUAUUGUUCUGUAGUAAUUUAAGGAAAAGAUGUUGAGACUGGGAAAAAAAGAGAGGUUAAUAAAUACUAAUUGAUGAAGUGUA
Molecule: messenger RNA, 3597 nt
Organism: Platichthys flesus (European flounder)
Lineage: Eukaryota; Metazoa; Chordata; Actinopteri; Pleuronectiformes; Pleuronectidae
Gene: mfsd2ab
Product: MFSD2 lysolipid transporter A, lysophospholipid b
Exons: 14
Coding region: 144-1730 (528 amino acids)
Biological process (GO): carbohydrate transport
Cellular component (GO): membrane
Molecular function (GO): lysophospholipid:sodium symporter activity
Source: RefSeq, a predicted model, not a curated record